Messenger RNA from Symbiodinium natans, 1590 nucleotides. The record is from the annotation of a GenBank genome assembly. NCBI's taxonomy places the organism in Eukaryota, Dinophyceae, Suessiales, Symbiodiniaceae.
AUGGCAUCUUUUCACUUAGUGCCGAGAGCCGGCGCUGAUUUUCGUGCUACACUUGUGUCGCUGCAACUCAAUUUCGAAUUUGCUGAUGAAAUCCUCGAGGCCCUGGUCAAGGCCAAGCUCAAGAACCUUGAGGAAUUCCGGUACUUCUUCGAGUCGGAAGCCGAGAUAGGGGUCUGGGUUCAGAGACUCAACUUGGGCGAUGUCCAGGGCGUGCAAACCGCACGUUUGAGGCGCACCUGGGCUGCAGUGAAGGUUUUCUUUCAGCAUGCUGACGCAGGGAGGACCAAAGUCGGCGAAUCGGACUUGGACGAUCUCUUGGAUGAUACAAGCCUGCGUGACAUGAAGCAGCAAUUCUGGCGCAGGUAUCGUACCAGAUUCCCCCCCGAGCUCUAUCCUUCGGAUGCAACACUCUCGCGAGUGACGCGAGAAUUAAACAAGCGCCUCCUGUGCGUUUUCUCCGUAUGGAAGGUCAAGAGCUUGCAGUUCCAGCUGGUUACUACCAGCAAGAAGAGACGCUUGGGGGACGGCCUGUUCACGGAGGAGACGGAGCAGGAGGAGUCAGUCCCGCGCGAUUGGGAAAACUACCUCGACCGGGUGGAUCAGGUGGCGGGAGCGCCCCAGGCCAAUCAGGAGCACACGCUUGGAGCGGACUCCACGAUCUUUGUCCAGGAGAGGGCAGUCUGGGUGGCCAAGUUCCGCGAGUCCACCAAGACACUCGGCCAAGUCGUGCGUGAGGUGUUCAAUCUCAGAGACGCGCGCUGGAUCGCCAUCCAAAAGCGGAGGAUGGCAAGCGUCUGUGCGUCGAGUUCCAGCAAGGACGUUGCAACAAAGGAGCCAAGUGCCCUGAUCGGCACAUGUGCGGGAUUGUCCUUCGAGGAUCCGGAAUCGCCGUUGAUGGCAGACAUCUUUUCUGGUCCCAAUGCCCCGCUCACGAAAGCUUUCCUGUUCUGUGGAUGGCGCUGCCUGACGUUGGAUAUUCAACUGGACUCCUCGCAUGAUCUGGCACACCCCCUUGGGCAGCAGAGCCUCAGGGAGCAGCUCAAGGAGGCCGAUUUUGUGUCCGCGGCGUUCGACUGUUCCACCAAAAGCAGAGCGAGGGAGGUGCCGAGGGUGUUCGAUGAUGGGCGCCGGGGCCCAGGUCCCCUCCGCUCUACUCGACAACUCGAGGGACUGGACGGCCUGUCGCCGGCGGAUCAGCGCCGCGUCAAGCGUGACAACAAUGCCUGUGGCUUUAUGCUGCAAGUCAUGCAAGAGGUGGCGGAGAGAGGAGCUGGGGCAAUGCGAGAGAAUCCGGUGAACAGCUUGCGUUGGCUACUUCAGCAAGAGGUGGCAGCUUUCCGCACAGGGCUCUGGGCGGAUACUCAUUAUGAUGCCUGUUGUUGGGGAGGAGCCCGAUGCAAGAGGCAGCGCCUUCGUCACAACAUCCCAGAGAUAUCCUCAUGGCCCCCCCUCCAAUGCCACCAUGUGCAUGCCAGUGACGAGUGGCAACCAUAUCUGCUGAAUGGACGAUACGUGUACCCCACCAAGGAGGAGGCGGAGUGCACUGGCUGUGCCGCGCAUGCCGACGCCCUGUUGCGUGGGGCGGCGUGA